Jatropha curcas is the source of this 980-nucleotide messenger RNA. RefSeq names its product Nucleic acid-binding, OB-fold-like protein. Gene Ontology annotation, biological process: double-strand break repair via homologous recombination; mitotic G2/M transition checkpoint; response to ionizing radiation. NCBI's taxonomy places the organism in Eukaryota, Viridiplantae, Streptophyta, Magnoliopsida, Malpighiales, Euphorbiaceae. Gene Ontology annotation, cellular component: SOSS complex. Gene Ontology annotation, molecular function: DNA binding. The record is from RefSeq and is a predicted model, not a curated record.
ACGCCACGGAGUCCCGAAACUGCUGGCUUAGGGUCAUGGGCUAUUUACGUCUUUUGAUAGGCUUAUAACAAAUGAAGCGAGCGAGCAGAGCUAUAAUUUUCCCGAAUGAUAACAGAUGACAGAACGGUUAAAUUAGCAUUAGAACGGGAACGACAUGUCGUAGAACGUACCGCAUCAAACUAUUUAAGUUCGCCAAGUUUACGAACGCUAACUCGAUAACAGCACGCAGAUUCCUCUCUUCCAACAUAACACCUUUAGGUGCAGGCAAACAAUCCUCUUCCGGAAUAAGGGUUGAAGAAGUCUAAGAAAUUAUGGAAGGAGAAACCUUGGUGUGCCUAAAAGACAUAGUGCCUUCAGCUCAAACAAACAUAAACACAAAAUUCAUAGUUUUGGAAAAAGCCAGGACAAUAGAAAGGCAGAAUAAGACAUGCUUGGCUCUGGUGGCUGAUGAAACAGCUGCUGUGCACUUCCAGUUGUGGGGAGAUGAGUGUGAUGCAUUUGAAGCUGGUGACAUCGUCCGUUUAACUAAUGGCAUAUUCUCCUACAGUAGAAACAAUCUUGUUUUGAGAGCAGGUAAAAGAGGAACCAUAGAGAAGAUUGGAGAAUUUACAAUGGCAUAUGUGGAGACACCUAAUAUGAGUGAGAUUCGUUGGGUUCCGGACCCUAAUAAUUCCAGGAAAUAUGUGCAGGAGACUGUCAUUUCCACCCAUUCUCGUAUUUUCCCUCCCUCAAAUUAAAUUUAUAAAACUUAUAGUUAUUAUUAUUUUUUUAUUUGUGGAAGAUACUUUUCAAAAAAUGAGUUAAUUUCUCAUGUCACCACCUGCUUCCUUCCCCCUAUUUAGUUCAUGUGGCAGAAUGUCAGGAUUAAUUUGUCGCCCUCAAUCCAUUUCAUCAACCACUAUAUGUUUUCAAAACGUUGUAUAACAAUGUAAACAGCCUUCCAGUUCACCAAAUUUAAGUUUUAUGCUUUUCAAGUUUCA